Molecule: messenger RNA, 3415 nt
Organism: Notolabrus celidotus (New Zealand spotty)
Lineage: Eukaryota; Metazoa; Chordata; Actinopteri; Labriformes; Labridae
Product: sphingomyelin synthase-related protein 1-like
Exons: 6
Coding region: 283-1509 (408 amino acids)
Biological process (GO): ceramide biosynthetic process
Cellular component (GO): endoplasmic reticulum membrane; Golgi membrane
Molecular function (GO): protein binding; sphingomyelin synthase activity; ceramide cholinephosphotransferase activity
Source: RefSeq, a predicted model, not a curated record
AGAUGUCACCGUUGCUCACGUGUCUCCAGCAGCCCCUUGAAGGUGAUUUUCCUCGUGCGCAGCUCUUCUGGACAUUACCGCCCUGUCUGUGUUGUCAACAUGCUAACCAGCGCGAAGCCAGGGCGAAAUGAUUCCCAACAAGCCGGUGCUAUUGAAGCAGACGCUCACGCGGUUUCUUCAGAUUCUUGUGGGAUGCCAUUUAGCCGGCUAGCUCCGUAAACACACCUGUGUGAACACACCUGUGUCGGCCUCCCUUUCAUCUCAGUCUAGACUGGGGACAAAAUGACACACCAGAGUGUCCGCCGCUGGACGCCCAAACACGUCGCCAAGUGGCUGAAGGAAGAAGGCUUCUGUGACUAUGUAGACCUGCUGUGCAACAAGCACCGACUGGACGGCACCAGUCUACUCGCCCUCAGUGAAUACGAUCUGCGCUCACCUCCUCUAGAACUCAAGGUGCUGGGUGACAUCAAACGCCUCAUGGUGUCCAUCCGCAAACUCCAGAAACAGAACAUUGAUGUGUUGGAGGAACUAGGACUCCCCUACGACGGACACUCUCCCACAGGAUCGGGAGGCAGUUUGGACUGGCUGUGUAAUGGAGACCCGGGCAGAGACUGUGACAGCACUGACACAGCUCCUGUGGGAGAGGAGUACCACCAGUAUACUAACGGGAAAUACAAACAGCAGACGAGACGACUGGAUCCAGAGUACUGGAAGACUGUGCUCAGCUCUGUCUAUGUUGUUUUUGUGUUUGGAUUCACCUCCUUCGUCAUGGUCAUAGUGCAUGAAAGAGUCCCUGACAUGCGCACAUACCCUCCACUGCCUGACAUUUUCCUUGACAGUGUGCCUAGAAUACCUUGGGCCUUUGCCAUGGCUGAAGCAUGUGGAGUAAUCCUCUGUAACAUCUGGGUGCUGGUGCUGCUGCUCCAUAAACACAGGUCCAUCCUCUUGAGGCGUCUGUGCAGCCUGAUGGGGACGGUGUUCAUGCUGCGCUGCAUCACCAUGUUCGUCACCUCCCUGUCUGUGCCAGGACAGCACUUGCAGUGCUCAGGAAAGAUGUAUGGUGACAUGUGGGCCAAACUGCAGCGAGCUGUGGCCAUCUGGAGCGGAUUCGGGAUGACACUGACAGGAGUGCAUACGUGUGGUGACUACAUGUUCAGCGGCCACACAGUGGUCCUCACCAUGCUCAACUUCUUUGUUACAGAGUACACGCCAAGAAGCUGGAACUUCAUCCACACGCUAUCCUGGGUCUUGAAUCUCUUUGGCAUUUUCUUCAUCCUGGCUGCACACGAACACUACUCCAUCGACGUGUUCAUAGCCUUCUACAUCACCACCAGACUCUUCCUGUACUACCACACACUAGCCAACACCCGGGCCUACCAGCAGAGUCGACGAGCUCGCAUCUGGUUCCCCAUGUUCUCUUUCUUCGAGUGCAAUGUCAAUGGACCAGUUCCCAAUGAAUACUGUUGGCCCUUCUCGAGACCGGCUGUGAUGAGGAGGCUGAUUGGAUAAUGAACAGAAUCAGCAGUACUGUCAGACACUUUGUAGCCUGUGCUGUUACGUCUGCUUUGUCAAGUUGCCAACCGAAGCAGUGUGCUCUAUUUACAAUAACAAAGACAACCGUGUGGUCCUGUAAGCACCAAGGCCUGAUGGAAUACACAGAACCAUACUUAUUAUAGGUCAACUUUUCUUUUACCGUACUUCCCCUGACAUUAUUUUAGAUUGAUGGAACUAAGAAAGCUCCAUCUGAACUCUUCUCUGUAUAAGGAGGUGUCAAUUUGUGUGGGAUAAACUGCAUUUUCCGUUACCACACAACUCAGCACAUUUGGUGUAUUCAAACCAUAUGUGAAGUGACUUUAGCGUCGCAUUUCCUCCAAAAAACAGCUGGUGUAGUGUAUUUUAGAGUGUCUCACAAACUAAAAAUAUUCUUAACAACCUAAGGGAGUAACGCGAGGAAGAACUUUGUUUGUUUUAAAGCUAGGACAGCUGGGAGUUAGAACCAAGUGACCAAAUUCAGAACCCUUGUAGUCCUGUUAUUUCACUCACUUAGCCUGUGAGUUUUCCUUCUAAUGUUGUGACUCUCAGUAAAAUCAUUGAAUUGUGGAGCACAAGGUGCCCACAGAUCAUUUUAAUUUUCCACACAGCUUCAGUGAUAACACUAAAACGUGAAGCGUGAUAUUAAGUUCUUACGUUCUUCCACAAUGUUUCAUUCUCUGUGACUUCAGGGGGAUUUUUACUGGCAACGUGAAUUUUUUCACUCAAGAUGAAACAUGUCAUCUCCAGCAGCAUUGUUAUUGCAUUCAAUAAUGUAGUCCAGCGCAAAUGAGCCUCGAAAUGUGAUUGUGCAUUGCCUUUGUUUGUAUCAUGCUGCUAAAAUGUAAUUUGAGUUUUGUUUGAUCCCAUCAUUGCCGUUUUGGACAGGACAUUAUGAAAAAGUUCUCAAGCAGCAAUGUUCCUUUACUUCACACGGUUUGUUAGUUCCUGUGCAAUUACUUGAUCAUGGACAGCACAUGGUGUAAUUCUUAAAAACAUAGCUCCAUGGACUACUGUUAAAGCAAUAUGUAAAGCUCAAUACGUCAUCCAUACUUUUCUGCAUUAUGCUCAUCAUGUGGGGAAACAUUCUUGCAACUGCUUGAAAGUCUUUGUCCAUUCAUUCAGACUGUGCUUUAAUUUUGAUAAUACGACUAAAGGAUGCAGUAAAGUACAGAUCUUUCUUUAUAUUGUUCACUUAGCUUGCCUUUUCCCCACCUGACCUAAAAAAACUAAGAAAUUGUAAAUAUCAGCCAAAAGAUGGAAUCAAAGAUUUUUUUUUCCAGCUGUCUUAAACAUAAUUCCAUUUGCCAACUGUUGUAUAAAAUGUCCCAAAUCUUUCAUGUUUACUGUUGAAUAGCUGUAAAGUGCUUUUUUUCCCCUCCCCAUCUUCAUAGACCAGACCAAGUCCUUUGGGAGUGUUCCCUGACAAUAAUCCUUUAACAAGAGUCUGUAGUAAUAGUUCUCAAAAGGACCCUUGACUUUGUAUGUAUUUGUUUAUAUUAAUUUAUUUAAUUUUGUAAAUGUUAAUAGGUAUUUUUAUAUUUCAUAUGAAGUGUUAUAGCAACAUGCACAUGAAGAAAUAUGUUUACAGUUGCGAUGUAUUUGUUUGGAACACAAUGUGCUUUCUAAAUGUAAUGUUGGUUUCAGAUUGGCCGCUACAUUUCUUGGAGUGUAACCUGCCACUGUAGUAAGGACGUGUUGUAAUUGAUGUUAAUUACAGCAUGUUAAAUACUUGAUUCCUCAGAACUUAGUUGACAGUCUACUAAACGUCCUGUUAUUUAGGAGUGAUGCUGUCAAGUUGGUAUACACCUGCAAAGCCAUGUCACUUGUUUAAUGUUGGUCCACUUGUCGAGUCAUUUCAGUCAUUAAAAACGCUGAAUUUAAA